UGUUCUUUUUCUUUAUUAAAAUACUUUGUUUUCAAUGAUGUCCGUCAACACGUUCGAUCUCGAAGCUGUUCUCAAUGGACGGGAUUCGCGAACAACCUUGAUGAUAUGUAACAUACCACUCAGUUUCGUCCCCACCAACAAAUCCUCUCAUUGUCACUGCAAUCCAUCUCCAUCUUCUGUGCUUACAUACUAUGCUUAAUCUUCGACAAAUCCCUAACGGACCUUUUCUCUCUUAUUCUAUCUCAUACUUGGUUUAGCAAAUGCUGAAGCAGGAAAUCGACGCAACCAACAAGGGAACGUAUGAUUUCCUAUACCUGCCGUGCAACGUAGCACGCAAACGCAACUUUGGGUACGCGUUUGUGAACUUUUCCGACGUUG
Molecule: messenger RNA, 378 nt
Organism: Zychaea mexicana
Lineage: Eukaryota; Fungi; Mucoromycota; Mucoromycetes; Mucorales; Lichtheimiaceae
Exons: 3
Coding region: 35-199 (54 amino acids)
Source: RefSeq, a predicted model, not a curated record